This is a messenger RNA of Coniosporium apollinis CBS 100218, 297 nucleotides long. RefSeq lists its product as uncharacterized. NCBI's taxonomy places the organism in Eukaryota, Fungi, Ascomycota, Dothideomycetes. The transcript has 2 exons. The coding region runs from base 1 to 297 and encodes 98 amino acids. The record is from RefSeq and is a predicted model, not a curated record.
AUGACCAGUGGAACUAGCACAAGCACUAUGAUCCUGCCAAUGCUCAACACCACUACCGCGAAGCCCACAACGACGCACACAGUCUAUCUGGGCACUACGACGACAACCACGACGACUUUCGUUGCUGCCCCUACGAAUGCCACAACAACCUUCGCAUCAAAUGCAACGAUCAAGGCAACGGCCGCGCCCACGGCGACUGACAAGAAGAUCUCAGGAGCGACUUCGAAUCUCUCGAGUGGCAACUUCAUCGGCCUUGUUGCUGUGGCCGUCGGUGUCUGCGUGGGCACGCUCUACUGA